Messenger RNA from Ananas comosus (pineapple), 2927 nucleotides. Its product is annotated as elongation factor 2-like. Gene Ontology annotation, biological process: translational elongation. The record is from RefSeq and is a predicted model, not a curated record. Gene Ontology annotation, molecular function: translation elongation factor activity; GTP binding; ribosome binding. Bases 133 to 2664 code for a protein of 843 amino acids. Gene Ontology annotation, cellular component: ribonucleoprotein complex; cytosol. The transcript has 3 exons. Lineage: Eukaryota; Viridiplantae; Streptophyta; Magnoliopsida; Poales; Bromeliaceae.
UAUCUCUCUCUCAAAUGGGAAUCGACCGAUAGGCCGAGGGUUUUAGAAGGAGAGCGCGGCGGCUGCGUUUCCUACUGCUCGAGGAGGUUUAUAUUUGAAGUUUAGUUUGUGCAACCUUCCAAACUUGUCAAGAUGGUGAAGUUCACAGCUGAAGAGCUCCGUAGAAUUAUGGACUUGAAACACAACAUCCGUAACAUGUCCGUCAUUGCGCAUGUUGAUCAUGGCAAAUCCACUCUUACUGAUUCACUUGUGGCUGCUGCUGGAAUCAUCGCCCAGGAAGUUGCCGGCGAUGUCCGGAUGACAGAUACUCGCCAGGAUGAAGCAGAGCGUGGUAUCACAAUCAAAUCAACUGGUAUAUCUCUUUACUAUGAGAUGACUGAUGAAUCAUUGAAGAGCUACAAGGGCGAGAGGCAAGGAAACGAAUACCUCAUCAAUCUGAUUGAUUCACCCGGGCACGUCGACUUCUCUUCUGAGGUCACAGCCGCUCUCCGAAUCACUGAUGGAGCGCUGGUUGUCGUGGAUUGUGUUGAGGGGGUCUGCGUGCAAACUGAAACUGUGCUUAGGCAGGCAUUAGGUGAGAGGAUCCGUCCUGUUCUAACAGUUAACAAAAUGGAUCGCUGCUUCUUAGAGCUUCAGGUUGAGGGUGAGGAAGCUUACCAAACCUUUCAACGUGUGAUCGAGAAUGCCAAUGUGAUUAUGGCUACUUACGAGGAUCCCCUUCUUGGUGAUGUCCAAGUUUAUCCUGAAAAAGGAACUGUUGCGUUUUCUGCUGGGCUGCAUGGCUGGGCUUUUACUCUUACAAACUUUGCCAAAAUGUAUGCUGCGAAAUUUGGAGUUGAUGAGUCAAAGAUGAUGGAGAGGCUCUGGGGUGAGAAUUAUUUCGAUCCUGCGACUAGGAAGUGGACCACAAAGAACACAGGCUCUGCCACUUGUAAAAGAGGGUUUGUUCAGUUCUGUUAUGAACCCAUUAAGCAAAUUAUCAACACUUGCAUGAACGAUCAGAAAGACAAGCUGUGGCCCAUGUUGCAGAAACUCGGUGUGACCAUGAAAUCCGAAGAGAAGGAAUUGGCGGGCAAAGCUCUAAUGAAGAGGGUUAUGCAGACUUGGCUUCCUGCGAGCAAUGCCCUUCUUGAAAUGAUGAUCUUUCACCUCCCUUCACCAGCCAAAGCCCAGAAAUAUCGUGUGGAGAACUUGUAUGAGGGCCCACUGGAUGAUAUUUAUGCAAAUGCUAUUAGAAACUGUGAUCCGGAGGGCCCUCUCAUGCUUUAUGUAUCUAAGAUGAUUCCUGCCUCAGAUAAAGGAAGAUUCUUCGCAUUUGGUCGUGUUUUCUCUGGAAAGGUUGCGACUGGAAUGAAGGUUAGGAUCAUGGGACCGAACUAUGUACCAGGUCAGAAGAAAGACCUGUACGUGAAGAGUGUGCAGAGAACUGUUAUCUGGAUGGGUAAGAGGCAAGAGUCCGUUGAAGAUGUUCCCUGUGGGAACACAGUAGCUAUGGUUGGGUUGGAUCAGUUCAUCACCAAGAACGCCACCCUAACUAAUGAGAAGGAAGUUGAUGCCCACCCAAUCAGGGCAAUGAAAUUCUCUGUUUCCCCGGUCGUCCGUGUUGCAGUACAAUGUAAAGUUGCAUCUGACCUUCCGAAACUUGUUGAAGGUUUAAAACGGUUGGCGAAAUCCGAUCCUAUGGUGGUUUGUACUAUUGAAGAGUCCGGCGAACAUAUUAUUGCUGGUGCUGGAGAACUUCAUCUGGAGAUUUGUUUGAAGGACUUGCAGGAAGAUUUCAUGGGAGGGGCGGAAAUCGUAGUUUCCCCUCCGGUCGUCUCCUUCCGUGAAACAGUGCUUGAGCGGUCGUGCCGAACUGUUAUGAGCAAGUCGCCGAACAAGCACAACCGUCUCUACAUGGAGGCACGGCCCAUGGAGGAAGGGCUUGCGGAGGCCAUUGAUGAAGGUAGAAUUGGUCCCCGUGACGAUCCUAAAGUGCGAGCCAAGAUUCUGUCUGAGGAGUUUCAGUGGGACAAGGAACUUGCCAAGAAGAUCUGGUGCUUCGGACCCGAAACCACUGGCCCCAACAUGGUCGUCGAUAUGUGUAAGGGAGUCCAGUACCUCAAUGAAAUCAAGGAUUCUGUUGUUGCUGGCUUCCAGUGGGCAUCAAAGGAAGGAGCACUUGCUGAAGAAAACAUGCGUGGUAUUUGCUUUGAAGUAUGCGAUGUGGUUCUUCAUGCUGAUGCAAUUCAUAGAGGUGGUGGUCAGAUCAUCCCGACAGCAAGAAGAGUUAUUUAUGCCUCACAGCUUACCGCUAAACCUAGGCUGCUUGAACCAGUCUACUUGGUGGAGAUCCAGGCUCCUGAACAAGCACUUGGUGGUAUCUAUGGUGUACUCAAUCAGAAGAGAGGACAUGUGUUUGAAGAGUUGCAGAGGCCCGGUACUCCACUUUACAACAUCAAGGCCUACCUCCCUGUUAUCGAGUCUUUUGGGUUCUCGAGUACUCUCAGGGCUGCAACAUCAGGCCAGGCUUUCCCGCAGUGCGUAUUCGACCACUGGGAUAUGAUGUCGGCGGAUCCAAUGGACCCCAGCUCGCAGGCAGGGCAGAUUGUCAGCGAAAUCCGGAAGAGGAAGGGCUUGAAGGAGCAGAUGACCCCGCUAUCCGAGUUCGAGGACAAGCUCUAAGUUUUCUUUCUUCAAAAUAUGCACCGUUACUAGUUUUAGCAUGUUUUUCUUUCUUGUCAUUGAGUUUGUCAUUUGCGGAAUUUCAGCUACUCGUUAUUGGGUCUUUAUUUUACUCGAGGCGUUUUUGGAACAAUAUGCUAUGUUCGAGCAUGACUUGAAGGUGCUUUUAAUUGGAUGAUACUGUUAUUUAUUUGUAGGUUGCCGUUACAUGUUGAUGGUUAACAUUUUCUACGUGAAAAAUUUAUGUUAAGUUUUCUUCUAAA